Molecule: messenger RNA, 4100 nt
Organism: Momordica charantia (bitter melon)
Lineage: Eukaryota; Viridiplantae; Streptophyta; Magnoliopsida; Cucurbitales; Cucurbitaceae
Product: Pentatricopeptide repeat (PPR) superfamily protein
Molecular function (GO): protein binding
Source: RefSeq, a predicted model, not a curated record
CCUCAGAAACCUGAGCAUCGAUCGGGAUCAUCUUGGACAGUAAAAACAGGGCUUCAGAAAUUGCUUCCGAAUCUCUUAAUCGUUCGGAACCAUGCUUCUUCUUCUCAACAUCUUCAAUCCUAAACGAGUUCGCUCUUUAACUUCUUCUUCCAACGGUUCAUCCAAAAGCCGCUGUCUCCAAACUUUACUGAAAAGCGGCUUCUCUCCUACUCUCAAAUCUAUCAAUCACUUCCUUCAUUUUCUCUACCAGAACCGUAGAUUCGACUAUACCCUUCAUUUCUUCUCCCAAAUUAAGGCCAACCACAUCAAAGGAAACUCCCGAACUCACCUAUUUCUCACAUGGGCUCUCCUGAAAUCCCACAAAUACGACGACGCAGAGCGAAUCUUGAAGUCCCACAUGCCGGAGGCUUCAAUUUUUCAUCGAAAUCGUCUGUGGAACUUGCUGAUUCUAGGAAUUUGUGUCGAUCAAGAAGACCCAGAAAAGGCAUUGGGGAUUCUGCGGGAUUGCUUGAGAAACCAUGGUAUUUUGCCUUCUUCUUUCACUUUUUGUGUGUUGAUUCGUAAAUUUAGCUCUUUGGGUGAGAUGGAUAAGACUGUGGAGCUUCUGGAGCUAAUGUCUGAUCAGGGUGUGAACUACCCUUUUGAUAAUUUUGUCUGUAGUUCUGUAAUUUCUGGGUUCUGUAAGAUUGGGAAACCAGAAUUGGGUCUGAAAUUUUUCGAGAAUGCUAAAGCAUUGGGGAAUUUGAAACCUAAUUUAGUGACUUAUACUGCGCUCAUUAGUGCACUCUGUAAGUUGAAUAGAGUUAAUGAAGUUUGGGAUUUGGUUUGUAAAAUGGAGAAGGAAAAUUUGGCAUUUGAUGUUGUGUUCUAUAGUUGCUGGAUAUGUGGGUAUAUUUCUGAGGGUUUGCUAUUGGAUGUGUUUAAGAAGAACAGGGAAAUGGUCCAGAAAGGAAUAAGACCUGAUACAAUAAGUUAUACCGUUUUAAUACAUGGUCUUUCCAAGUUGGGGAAUGUGGAGAAGGCGUUUGGGGUUUUAGAGAGGAUGAAGAAAUCGGGAUUAGAACCGAGUUCGGUUACGUAUACGGUGAUCAUGCUGGGGUUUUGCAAGAAAGGGAAACUGGAAGAAGCAUUUGCACUUUUCGAAAUGGUUAAGGGUUUGGAGAUGGAGGUGGAUGAAUUUAUGUAUGCAACUAUGAUUGAUGGAUGUUGCAGAAAUGGGAAUUUCGAUCGGGUUUUUGGCCUUCUUGAUGAAAUGGAAACGAGAGGGAUGAAACCAAGUAUUGUUACAUACAACACUGUGAUUAAUGGACUCUGCAAAUUGGGGAGAACAUCGGAGGCUAAUAGGCUAUCAAAGGGGUUACAUGGCGAUGUUAUUACAUAUAGUACUCUGUUACAUGGAUACAUCCAAGAACAGAACAUCACUGGCAUUUUCGAAACAAAGAAGAGACUCAAAGAUGCCGGGAUUUCUCUGGAUGUUGUCAUGUGUAAUGUUCUGAUCAAAGCACUUUUCAUGGUUGGCGCAUUUGAAGAGGCUUAUAUACUCUACAAGAGCAUGCCACAAAUUGGCCUUAUUGCAAAUUCAGUUACCUACCGUAUGAUGAUUGAUGGAUAUUGUAAUAUUAGUAGGAUCGAUGAGGCAGUCGAGAUAUUUGAUGAGUUCAAGUCAGCAUCAUGCAGUUCAGUGUCUGUUUACAAUAGUAUUAUAAAAGCACUUUGCAGAGAAGGUCGGGUAGAAAGGGCCUAUGAGGUCUUUAUUGAAUUGAACCUCAAAGGUCUGACUUUGGAUGUAGGUGUGUAUAGGAUGCUUAUUAGGGCCAUUUUUGAAGAAAAAGGUGCAGCAGGGCUUUGUGAAGUAAUUUAUGGGAUGGAAAAAUUGGAACAAGAUAUGUACAAUUUUAUAUACAACGAUGUUAUUCAGUUACUAUGCAAGAGAGGUUUCCCGGAGAUGGCGAGUGAAUUGUAUUCAAGAAUGAGGAGAGUCGGUUUGCUUCUUGAAACGAAAACAUAUUAUUUACUCGUAAGAGCAUUGAAUAGUGAAGGAAUGACGCAGAUGAGUUGGUCUAUUUUGAUUAAUUUUUUGAAAGAAUAUGGCCUAGCUGAGCCCAUUGUUAAGCAGAUAUUUGCAGACUUUCAAUGCAGGAAGUUCACUCUUUUAACUCCAGAGAAAAUGGAAGAGAAAAUAUCAACAUUUACAGUAUCUGAUGCCACGUUUAAAGAGCUAGUAAAAGAAAGACGAUUUAUUGAUGCUUAUAAUCUUGUAAUGAAAAGUGGAAACAAUCCCUCGCUUGGGGACGUAUUUGAUUAUUCGAUUCUGAUUCAUGGUCUUUGCAAAGGUGGACAAAUGACCGAAGCGUUGGAUAUUUGUGUUUGUGCCAAAACAAAUGGAAUAAAGUUGAAUAUUGUCUCUUAUAAUUCAGUCAUAAAGGGACUGUGCCUUCAAAGUCGUCUUACCGAAGCAUUCCAACUAUUUGAUUCACUGGAAAUAAUAGGCUUGAUACCUACAGUAAUCACGUAUGGGACUCUAAUCGACUCUUUAUGCAGAGAAGGAUACCUGGAAGAUUCGAGGCAGUUGUUCGAGAGGAUGAUCCCGAAAGGUCUUAAACCAAAUACACACAUUUACAAUUCAUUAAUUGAUGGUUACAUCAGGAUUGGUCAAAUUGAAGAAGCCUUUAAGCUUUUACAUGUAUUGGGGACAGAAGUUUUUAGUCCUGAUGAAUUCUCUGUGAGCUCCGCAAUCAAGGCAUAUUGCCGAAAGGGUGACAUGGAAGGUGCUCUUUCAUUCUUUUUCGAGUUCAGGGAGAAAGGUAUUUUACCCGAUUUUUUGGGAUUCUUAUAUUUGAUAAGAGGUCUUUGUGCCAAGGGAAGGAUGGAAGAAGCACGUAAUAUACUGCUUGAGAUGCUACAGUCCCAAUCAGUGGUGGAGUUGAUUGACAAGGUUGAUACCGAGAUUGAAACAGAGUCUAUCGGAAGCGCUCUUGCUCAUUUAUGCGAGGAAGGACGUAUCCUAGAAGCCUAUGCUGUUCUUAAUGAAGUUGGCUCUAUCGUUUUCUCUGCUCAGAGGCAUUCUACUGACUAUAAUCAACCUCGUAAACUACAUAUAAAUGACAAAGAAUCUGUUGCUGUUAUUAGUUCUGGAUUCGAAGCCUACCCGGGGAUAACCCUUCAAAAUUGUGAAUCAUCAGAUUUUGACACAUUAGGAAACACGAAGUACGAGAAUCUGGAAAAGAGGCCUCAUUUCCAGGACUUCAACUUCUACUAUCCUCUACUUUAUUCCCUUUGUUCUGAAGGAAAUGUUCAAAAGGCUAGUCAAUUAGCAAAGGAGGUAAUUUCCAAUUUGGACAGAGGCUAAUUGUGAAGGGAAAAAAUGAAGAACUCGGCUUCAUCAUUAAUUGGAGUUUCCUCUCCGUUAAUAAAAGAAUUUCUGUUCCCCUUUGGUAAAUGCUGAUCAAUGGGCAAAGGAAGCACUCUCAAUCUGAUCGGAGGUUGAUUGCAUAACAGAAACGGUAUCGAUUAUUCAUCUUACAGCGGUUCCUCUUGGUUAAUGUGCGAAAAGAGAAGCAUUACUCUGUGCAGGUGCUCGAGUAACUGAUAUUCUGCAAAGGAGUAGAUCGCUGUUGAACCGUGUGCUUGGAAGGUGUUCUGUUUUCUCAAGUGAAACUGGAUGCAUAAAUAUAUCAAUCUAUUCUUGUUAACCUGUCCAUAGCUCUGUUGAUUAUGACAUAUAUCUCCAACCAAGAUAGAAAGCACUGGUUUUGAUCUUGCUUGCAGCUGCAGGGUCUAAAAGGAAAGUGGGCCGGAAGAAAGGAAACAAGGAGGGCCCAAGCCCAAAAAAGAACAGAACAUAUGGAGAAAGGCCCAAGCCCCUUUUGGAAAUGGAAACCAACCUAUCACCUCUCUUAUGGUUAGAUUUGAAGGAGGUUUUCCACUCUAGUUUAACAUUUUUUGUAAUCCUGUUAGCUCAACGGUAACGGUUAAGGCAUUUGGGAAGCACUAGGCUUUUAAAUUAUAAAAAUUUGGUCGCUAUAGUUUGAAGAUAGUUUUAAUUUUGUUUCUAUGGUUUUAUCAAAUUUAACAAAUCGUUUAUAUUGUUGCCACAUUAA